This is a messenger RNA of Cinclus cinclus, 3746 nucleotides long. It is a transcript of the gene VPS26C, whose product is annotated as VPS26 endosomal protein sorting factor C. The record is from RefSeq and is a predicted model, not a curated record. Bases 396 to 1253 code for a protein of 285 amino acids. Gene Ontology annotation, cellular component: endosome. The transcript has 8 exons. Gene Ontology annotation, biological process: intracellular protein transport. Lineage: Eukaryota; Metazoa; Chordata; Aves; Passeriformes; Cinclidae.
AGUCACACAAUUCCUGCCUUUCAUUCUGAUUCACUUUGAAACUGCUUCUUCAUGUUCAUUUUUUUCUAUUUUAAAUCUCUUCUCCUCCACUCUGGAGGUAAAUCUCACCUUCAGCUUGGCCAACUCUUUUCCAGUUGUGCCUUCUGUUCCCUCUCCUGUGGCUGACCACCCCAAUUUUCAUACAGCAAUUCAUUCCUGGCAGUUCAUUCCAACACAUCAAAUGGAACUUGGCUGUUACCAGCUGACCCAGUGAGAGGUUUCUCAUCUUCCUGGACAGGAAAAUGACAAAUAUUGGGAAGAAGUUGAAGCUCAGGUUAAUACCCUUGUCAAGAGGAGGGUUAUAUUUUUAAGGAAAAACCAAAAGUGCAGAAAUCUCAUCCUGAAUUUCUCCAUCAAUGUUUGUCUCUCCUGACAAGGAAGUUCUUUCUGGAGUGGUGGUCAUAACCAGUAAGGACACGGUGCAGCACCAAGGGAUCUCCUUAACCAUGGAGGGCUCAGUAAAUCUGCAGCUCAGUGCCAAAAAUGUGGGUGUGUUUGAGGCCUUCUGCAACACUGCCAAGCCUAUUCAGAUUAUCAACAGCACCAUUGAAAUGGUGAAACCAGGGAAGCUCCCCAGUGGAAAGACAGAAAUUCCCUUUGAAUUCCCACUGCAAAUGAAGGGCAACAAAGUUCUGUAUGAGACAUACCACGGAGUCUUUGUCAAUAUCCAGUACACCCUGCGCUGUGACAUGAGACGUUCCCUGCUGGCAAAGGACCUGACCAAGACUUGUGAGUUCAUUGUCCACUCCCUGUCACAGAAAGGGAAGCUGCUGCCGAGCCCUGUGGAUUUCACCAUUACUCCUGAAACUCUGCAAAAUGUUAAAGAGAGAGCCUCCCUUCCCAAAUUCCUGAUCAGAGGGCACCUGAACUCCACCAACUGUGUGAUCACACAGCCUCUGACGGGGGAGCUGGUGGUGGAGAGCGCCGAGGCGGCCGUCAAGAGCAUCGAGCUGCAGCUCGUGCGUGUGGAGACCUGUGGGUGUGCUGAGGGCUAUGCCAGGGAUGCCACAGAGAUCCAGAACAUCCAGAUCGCCGACGGCGACGUCUGCAGGGGCCUCCCCAUCCCCAUCCACAUGGUGUUCCCCAGGCUCUUCACCUGCCCCACCCUGGAAACAACCAACUUCAAAGUGGAGUUUGAAGUGAACAUCGUGGUCCUGCUGCACGACGACCAUCUCAUCACAGAGAACUUCCCCCUGAAGCUCUGCAGGAUGUGAACCACACUCACUGGAGAAGCAGGGAAGGAUUUACUGGGAAUUCCUCUGAGGGAAAAUGGAAUUUAUCCAUACCUGACUUCAGCUGGAGCCACCUCCCUUCCUUAUUCCUGUGGGCACUUCCCUGUUAACCUGGCCACGACUUUGCCUCUCUGCAUUUCCCAAUCCUGCUGCCUUCACCAAAUCAUUCCCAAUUUCUCUCAGGCAGAUCCUGAAGGAAUCAUUCUGUAGCUUUCUACAGCUUGUAGAAGGAUGUAGCAAGUUCCUCCCUUGCUUUAAUGCUUGUUCCAAAGUCCUUUGAAACUCAUGAAUCCCACUACAGCCAUAACUGGGAGGGUAUGGGAAUUGUGAUUGGAAUGAGAAGUGAGGUCUUUGAAGGUCUAAAAAAUGGUGCUGCAACUCUGGAAGGUGUCCCAAGGUGGAUGGGAAAUGAGUGAUUUCAACUCCACACCAAGGAAGUUUUGGUCAAACUGGGAACAGGAGUUGGUGUUGGAGGAAGAAAUUAAUGUGCUUGUGACUGUACAGCUCAAAGGAAAAGUAAUUCAGUAAGAAAUAACCUUCCCAGCACAAACAGGUUGUGGAUUUUGAUGUUUUCAUGGAACAGCCCAACUUGUGAAUUUUUCUAUUAAUUUUUCAUAGGGGGUAGAGGCAGGAUCAAUCUGUAUUAUGGAAAUUGGAAGUGUCAAGAAGAGCAUCUAAAAAAGCAGAAUUAAGAAAACGAAGAAAAAUAAUUUCCUUUGGUUUAUCCAGCAGCACUGGCAAGCAGGAGAAUGUAAUUCCAGUUUUAGGAAGAAAAAGCUGAAAUUUUCAUUCCAGUGUCCGGGAAGGAGGAAGAAAAUGCUAUUUACUGAAACUUAGCACUUUUCCCCUGAGAUCAGGAACAGUACAGGGGGAUUUGGGGAAAAGCUGCAGCCCCCAGAAAUACUGGAAGCUGAAAGGGAUUCCAGUGCUGGCAUUCUUAGGCCUCGAUUCUAAGCACAGAGUAGUUCCUCACCCCUCAGACUGAGCAGAAAUACUACACAAAAACAACCCCUUUGGCUGCAGCAGUAACUUUAUUUUUUUUUAAUUCAAGUGGGAAUUAAUACACAGAUCAACAAGAGAGGAAUUUAAAACAUGUAGCAACGUGGGGAACAAGUGAUCCCUGGAAUUAGCCAAGAGCUCCUAAUCCAUGUGAUGCUCCCUGGAUUCAGACAACAGAAUAUCUGAGUUUCACUUUAAGAUUCUCAGGCUUUGGUUCUCACCUUUUGGCUGUCUGGGACAAAUUUGUCAGUGUUGAAGGUGCUCUGGCCACUUCAGGCUCAGAAAACAGUGGGAGAAAAAUUCCCUGAGCUGCUGGAAUUCUGCCCCUCCUGCUACUGGUGACCAUUCCUGCACAAAAUACAGAGGAAGCAUCACUUAAGAAUCCCUUAAAAAAGCCCUUUAAAAAAAUCCUCCCCAUUUAAACAGACCAACUCUUCAACAAGGGGGGAAAUUCAAAUUUCAACACUAUUUUGAGAUUAAAGAAUUGACGCAUAUGAGUAAUUUAAAAUUCUUGCUUCAAAAUGUGACUAAAAGUCAUUAUUUAAACAAUUUGAAUUCUCAGCUGUGGAUUUAUGCAGAGACAGGGGCUACAAAGACCACCCCAGGCUUGAAUCCUGAACUGUUUAUGCCAGAGGAAGGGAGUGUCUUGGUUUCUCUCCAAUUCUGUUGGUCCAUCCUUUGGGUCACCUACUUGUUUGAUGUUGGAAUAAAUCUGAGGGAAAAGCCCCCUCGUGACAGGAAUUGUGCCCUGGCCUUUCAGAUAAAAGAAUUUGGUAAUUCAGUGUCCCUUGGCCAGAAAUCCACCAGGAUUGUGUGCUGCCUGCCCUGAGCUCCACAGCUUUAGGCAGGAACCAGGAGAAAUCCUGGAUCUCGGAGUCAAAUCCCGAGGCUGCUCCCAUGGCCAAUAAACCCAGGGUUCUGUCCUGUCCCCCAGCACUGGGGUUGGGCUGCAGCCCCUUUGCAUCUUUAAUUAUAAAGUGUGGAGGUAAAAGCAGGUUCAGCUGUACUUGUUCCAUGCAGGAAGCUCAGGGAAAUCCUCGGGAAGCAGAGCGUGGACCCGGCAGAUGGGGCAGGUGCUGGAAUGCUGCUUGAGCCACGUUCGGAUGCACUGCGGGGACAGGGAGAGGGUCAGAGGCAAAAUAUGGGGGAGAAGAGUCCAGCUGGAGGCUGAAAAUUAUUGGGACUAAAGGGGAAGCUCUUCAACAAGUACUACACCACUGAAAUCUCAGGCUGGAGAACUGUUCUCUUCCUCAAAUUUAUUCAGCGAGAACAAUUCAGGAUUAAAACAAAACAGGUAAAGGGGAAAAGUCACAGACAGAAAUGUGAAGUUAUUCCAGCAUAAUCCUGGCUUUUUUACUUAAUGAAUUUCUACUAUCAGGAGGCAAAUAGAAAAUUUCCAGGGAUAACCCAUUCCCUGAGUGUGCUUCCAGCAAUCCCAACCAAAUUCAUUCUCUAAAGAAUCAUCUGAAAUCCACU